ACUAUUUUCCUGUCUCCGUUCCGGAAGAAACCCUGGAAAAAUGGCGAAGGCUAUGUAUUUAGAACAUUAUUUGGAUAGUAAGUUAAAUAUAAAUCAUUACUUUUAGACCUCAUAAUGCAAAAUAUAGUUUUGAAUAAUCAUAGUUACAUUUAUAUUAAAACAUAACUUCAAUAUAAUGUGACAAAUGAUCAUAGUAAAGUGAUGUCAAAUAAAGCAGUAGAUCGUGGACGGAAAUAAUUAAAAAACAACUUUGGCGCGCAGCCAAAAUAAAAAUGUUGCUGUUCUGUUCUGAUAGGCUUAGACUAUUUUAUUGCUGAUAUAGCUAUAAGUUUCAUAAGUGCGCUUUUUAGGUCUAUUUUGCACUCUGUGUAUUGUGUUGUUACCGUUGUUUUUACUAACCGUGUCUUAAAAUUGUUUAGUCCUCAUUUCAUUUAAACUUAUUUACUUAUUUCCUCAUUUUAUUUCCUCUAAUCUAUUUUUUAAUAAUUAGUCAUUAGUUAAAUUAGCAUCUUUUUGUUUACAUCAUCAUUCAAUGAAAAUGGGAUGGCAAUACUAAAUCAAAACUUGAUUGCCUAGAGAUCACAUCUUUUAAAUGAAAUUAUCUUUUUUUUAAGUCCCAUUUUUGUCAAACUUUGAUAUUUUUUCUCUAAUAAAUAGCAAUUUUACUAUAAAAUUGUAUUUAUAUUUAGAUUAUGUUAGUCAAUGUUAGUGUUAGCAGUCUGUAGUGGCAAAAGUGCGGUUGGUGAUAGUGGCAGGGCCGGCGAUGUCCGAUGCCUUCCAUGACCAACCAUGGCGUAAUACUAAUACUGGCACUUCUUUUUUCAACCAAUUAAAAGACAGCAUUAUUAUUAAAAAAAAAAAAAUUAUGGUGCGCUCAUAUAUUUUAUGGUGUUAGUCUUGGGACUUGGCCUUGGGAUAUCAACAAGGAUAAGUUCCCAUUUUUUUAAAUUUUCUUUUGAACCUUGAAAAUUGAAUUUUAACAAAACAAAUUGCAUGGUCAUGGACAUGGAAAUUUUCAUUUUAAAUAUAUUUCAUAUUAAUGCAAUGGUAUUAAUAGUUUGAUUUUAUAGCUCAAAUAAUUUCAGUGAAGAAUGGGAAAGUUAUCAUACACAUCACUGAGGACCAAGUCCAAAUAUUGGUCUUUGCCCCUUAAGUUCAGUGUUGGGAUUACCCAAAGUUACAUCACUGCGCAUAGGGUGAGACAACUCUCUUGGCAAAGCCCAUGCUGCCAACUACACUUUUACUGCUGUAGUCUGUAGUACUAUACUAGCUACUUGGACAAAAUUUUCACAAUGAAGUUACAGUUUCCACUCCGAGUUAUUUAGACAAGACUUGAUAACACCAAUGGCUUAUGAUUGAAACAAAAUUUAUGGUUUAAGGCAUUGUAGGUAAAUUUUAAAGAAAGGUAUGAUUUUUUUUUGUGUGAAUUAUUUUGGGACAACUGUUACUGUUAAUUGAGACAUAAUGUGACAUAUAAGUAUAAGAAAAUAUAAAGUGACUACAAUUAAAACUGGUCAGAUACUGUAUGAGAGAGCUGCCUCUCCUUCGUCAUAAGCUUUUUCUUAUUUUCAAGCUUAAAUGAAAAAUGGUAUCCUUGGAGGAAAUCUGGUCUUCAUACCCAUGCCCAUGUGGUCAUUGCUUUAAAACUUAAAUAAAAUUGUUGGGUUAGGGCUAGAGUGGGGGGAAAAUGUAUUUGCCCCUUUUAGUAUAUAAUUGGAUACUUUAAACAAGGGUUAUCAUGAAAAUUGUGAAUGAUGGAGAAUGUACCAGAAAGUAAAUAGUAGAAUUGCCUUAUUUCAGCUUGAUGAAUUUUUCCAACAAAAUUCUUGAUUAAAAAUCUGAAAAUACAUUAUUGGACAGCAUCCAAUUUUCUUUAAACUGAUCUAUCACACAACCCAUUUAAAGAAGAAAUUACUGUAAAGUGCAAUUUUUCCAAACUCAUGUGCGAUGUUCUGUACAUUUUCAAGUGGAUAGAAUGUUCUGGAUUAAUGGGUUGUCACAAAAUAUAAUAUACAGGUGAAAUACGAUUCCUGGAAGAUCUCUCCAAAUGAAUAUCUCUAUCUUACUUAUUUCAUGUAUAUUUUAAUUACCCCAAGCAACAUCAAACUUUUGCAUGAAUUCGAUGAGCCAAAAAGAAGGAAAAAUGUAGGGUUAUAAUAACUGAAGGCUGCAACUAAUCCUUUUUAAAAUGAGACCAGUGCGACCACACCCUUGCAUAAGUAAUAUAUAAGCUUAUGAUCCCAGCUUUUGAAAUUUAGGCCAUUAUACAUUACUAGAAUGUUACAAAAACAAGUACAUAUAGGCUUAUCAGCAAAUAAGAUGCAGUACAUUUUUCUUCAUGUAACCCUCCAAAGUGGUAGUUAUGAAUAGAUUGCUAGCAAAAGUAAGCCUACUAAACAUUAGUCAGGAAAUAAAGUUGAGGUUAACCUGCUUGACUAAUUAAACUUAAGUUUUUGUUCCUGGUAGGCCUAUUAAAUAAAAUCUAAAUUUUUUCUUUGAUUUGAUAGAUAUUAUUGGCCCAACUUCAGUUUUAAAAGUUUAAAAAUAAUUAUUUGUAUCCAGUCAUUUGAGUUACUCAAUAAAAAAAAUCAAAAUUUAAAAAUAAUAAUAAUUUCAGGCUUGGAAUCUCUGCCAGCAGAAAUGCAGAGGAAUUUCAACUUGAUGAGAGACUUGGAUCAAAGAUCUCAAGGUAAACAGUAAUAUUAGUUAAGAUUGUUUUUUUUAUACAUGGGGAACCAAAUAAAAUAGACAGCUAAAAGUCCCCCAAAGUGUUGGGUUAGUUUAAAUAUCAUUCAUAAGUAUCAUGUUCAUUAAAUUACUGAGGUGAAUUAAUGUUGAGAUUCACUAAGUGUUAUAGACCCUGCAUGCAUAACUUUUCAGUGUUGUUCUAUAUUUAGAUCUCAUGAAAAAAAUUGACAAAGCAGCAACGGAUUACCUGAACAAAGUCCGUCACAUGUCACCCGAAAAGAGAACCAAUCAGCUAAAUCAGAUUGAGUCGAUGUUCAGCAAAAGUCGAGAGUAUGGUGAUGACAAAGUUUCAUUGGCCAUGCAAACAUAUGAAAUGGUAAGGUAGGGUAGUUACCAAUAUUAUUUUGCUUAAACCCAAAUUAUUCAUUCAGUUGUUUUAAAAAUCAACAUUCAAUUGUUAAGCAAUAUAGUAGAACAUUGAUUUUCCAAACACUGAUCAUCCGAACUUCCUGUGUCAUUAAAAAAAAUUGUUAUUGUAUUGUGCUUGCAGUGAACAGAUUGGAUUAAUGCAAAUGUGAUCAGCAAACUUGUUAAUUAAUGUAUAUCUCAAAAUACACCCCUGUGACCUUGCAUUUUAUUCUAAGAGCCAGUCUUUUAUUUUGAAAAAGACUUCUUUUUAACAUCAAUCAGCUGACUCUGAUGUACCCUUUAUAAUUACUAUAGACUAUACACUGUACAAUAAAGCACCAUAUCUCAUGCGUAUAAAUUAAGAAUACGUUAUGUAUUCUAUGCACUAAUUUUAACUCACCUUUUCUGUGGAAAUGUUAGGUUAUCCCCGGUCCUAAUUAGUCUAUAUAAAUUAUGCUCCACUGUAAUUUAGGACUAAGUUCCAACUUGCUAUUACUUGAUUGCAUUGUUAAUUUAUUUAUUUUUUAGGUUGACAAGCAUAUACGAAAGCUAGAUGCGGAACUAGCCAGAUUUGAAGCAGAUUUAAAAGAUAAAAGUUCUGGGCGUAAAAAGGAAUCCCCUGAAGGCAAAGCCAUUGGUAAAAAGAGUAAGUCUUUUUUUUUUUUUUUUUUUUUUUUUUUUGUGGUUAAGAUAAAAUUUUUUUUUUUUUUUUUUUUUUUUUGUUGUGAUGGUAGACUAAAAUCUAUUUAUUUUAUAGUGGCAAUUUUUCUGAAAUAUUGAAGUUAAGUUAAUAUUGUCAGCUGAUUGAAAAUGUGCAUUAGAUUGAUGCAGUAAAACUUGUAUAGAGAUUAAUUAUUAGAAGUUAAUGAUGAUGAUAUGAUAAUAAUUUUUGCAAAGGUUUUAUCACAUUUCAGUUGAUUGAUCAUUUUCAAAAAGAAUGACCAAAAUUUUAAUUUUUUUCAUGUAAUAAUACAAUUUUUUAUGCCUUUUUGCAAUUAGAAAAUGAUAAAGAGAAAAAGAAGCGGAAAAGUAACAAAGAAGAGUUCGAAGAUGAGAUCCCAAAGAAAAAGAAGAAGAAAGGUGCACAAGCCGAGUAAGUUUUAGAAGCAUUGGUACUUAAGAAACAAAAAUGCUUUUUUUGGUAGUUUCAAAAUUGUGCUUUUUUUAAAAGUGGUGGCUGUCACCAUGUGGUAUUUAAAAGGUUUUCAAAUUGCAAAUGAAAUCUGGCUUUGGGCUGUGGAAUUGUUGAAUCUUUAGUCCGCAUUUUAGUAAUUUGGACCAAUGUGAUCUCAGAAGUGUCAAAUAAUUGAGGAUACAGAGCAGCAAGAGUUGCUUGAAAGGUUCUGAAGCAUUUGAUCAUGAUUUGAAUUCCUCUAUUGUUAAGUUUUAAUUUUUUGUCUCUCAGCCCCUGUGCUGGUCAUUUUCCUUAACAAAGCUGGAGCUCAUUCAUAUAUUUUUGUUAAUUAAAUGCGCAAUUCAAUUAAACUUUUUGGAUACAGCUUUACUAAACCUUUUUUAACACCAUAACAGUGAAAUAUGUGCAAAUACUUGCUCUAUUUUGUUUCUUUCCCCUGAUUAAAAAGGUCUGUCAAAUUAUUUGUUUGUCUUCCUGUUAAUCUUGUUUAAAUUUUUUUUUUUAGAUACAUUGUCAUUUAUUUUUUUAAAACUUUAUUGUUAUCCAAACAUUGAGCAACUUUGGGAACAAUGAGGAUUUUGCAUAGACAAUACCUUUAAGCUUACAUUAUGUCCUCUAUUUUAUAAUGUUAACAUCACUUAAUUACUUCUGCCUUUUUUAGGCAUAGGUGUCAGUAAGUGUUUUUCCAUUGAUCUCAGUCCUAUGCUUUGCUUUCUAGUAAUGUUAAAUGUGUAUUUUAAUUUUGUUUGAAUGUGGCCUUUCUUUUUUUUUUUUUAAAAAAGGGUAGGACAAAUAAGAGACAAUAUGAAGCAUACAAACUUUAGAAAAUGAAACUUUCCUUGAUAAAUCCUCUGAAGUUCCUUCUACCUUAAUUAUCUGUUUUGAUAACCACACAGUUUUCUUUUCAAUUUUGUGUUUGGGGUUUCAGUAUUUCAGCCCAUACUCUCCUGAGAAUAUAUUAAUUUAGGGCUGACCGAAUGUUUAUUUCAGAGAAGAGGUCGAGAUGAGUGCUAUCAGCCCAUUCCCCUUGACGACUCAUCCCUCUGAUGUCUUAGACAUGCCUGUUGACCCCAACGAGCCAACGUAUUGCUUGUGUAACCAGGUUUCUUAUGGUGAAAUGAUUGGCUGUGACAACCUAGAUGUAAGUACAUUUUAACAUUUUGAAAUUGAACUGCUGUGUUUUUUACUGUAUCUCUUUUAGUUCAUUUUUUUCUUCUUCAAAUUUUACAACAGGCAUUAAAAUAAAUAAACUUCAAACACGAAGAGUUGAAAUAGUUUAUGAUGUGACAGACAAUGCAUUUUCUCUUUAUUCAAUGUUAUAUAGAUAUUUAUGGAGGAUUUUUGGAUGCCCUCAAUUUUAACAAAUGUGUACUUACUUACAUGUUUAGGGAGUUAUUAAUUAUAGAUAUAGUGACAAUAUGAUUUGUAAUUGCCAUAUAAUUUUUUAGGACGAAAUAAAAAAAAAAAUAAUGUUUGCAAAGUUCUUUAAAAUUUUAAAAUUUGGUCUGAGUGAUACAAUUUUUAAAUUUUUUUUUCAGUGUCCUAUUGAAUGGUUUCACUUUGCAUGUGUUCAACUAAAGACAAAGCCCAAAGGCAAAUGGUACUGUCCUAGGUGUCAGGAAGAAAGAAAAAAGAAGUAAUCUAGUCACAUUAUCUUGUGUUCAACUAUAAAUACAAUCAAAUCACAUUGUUGUUCGUUGUUGUUACUUGAUAUUAUGAACAUACAGGUCAUUGAUACAGUGGAACUUCUUUAGGAUAAAUGAUCUUAUUUAGUCUUUUGAGCUGUAUUUUAUAUAUAUAUAUGUAUAUUUUUUUAAAAAAUAAGCUUGAUUUUAAUGUGUAAAAAAAACCCAAAAAAAACAGCUGUUCAUUUCAAUUUAAUAAAACCCACAGGGUAAAAUUUAAUGAAUUUCUUAUAUAUCCAUUCAGGUAACCAUAGGGGAAAGUAAAAAAAAAAAAUAAAUUAUAAAAUAAUGGUGGCAAUUCACCUUCAGUAAAACAUUUAAAUUCUACAUGUCCAAUCUGCAUUGGCUAAAAAAUUAUGUAUUUUGAAGCUUUAACUUUUAAGAUCAGUAUUAAUUACUAGCGAUUGUAGUUGGCCAAAUACUCUUAAUUGCUAAUUUUAAAAAAAAGUUUUAGUGUUUUUUUCCCCAUCAAAUUUAAAUGAACUCCACUGUAUUUUUUAAAGGAACAUUAAAUGAGUUCCACUGUAAUUUUAAGGAAUGUGGAAUAAAAGAUAUUAUAAUAUAAUGUAUCGGAGUACUUUUCUGCUCUGAUCUUAUUGUAGCUCCCUUCUUUUUUCUUAAUCAAAUAAGAAAAGAGGCAUUGACUGCUUUGUAUUAAAUCUUUAAUCAACAAUAAUUACAGCACUUGAUAAAUCUUUUUAUUAUUUAUUCCUUAAUUUUCAGUUAUCAGAUUGUUGGGCACAAUUUUUAUAAAGUUUAAAUAUAUGUAGAAAUGAUUACAUUUGUAUAUAUUUAAAAAAAAAUCAUUAUAUGAAAUUAAAGCCACUAUGAACUCUUAUGUUUUUUUGCAAUUUUUAGGAAAGCGUCAGAACGGUUUUUUUUCUUCUCAAAGAUGAUAAGUAAAAACAAAAAUUCAAAUUUAUAAUUAGAUUCUUAUAAAGAGAAAUAAAAGGUGUUUUUAAAAUGUUAACCAGUAACUAUUUAGUUGAUUUUGAUAAUUUAAUUUCUUCCGGUAUUAGUAAUUUACCACUGUAAGUUUCUCUUGAACAAAUUAUUAAAGCAACAUUAUACAUGUAUUAUACUCAUGCUAUUUUACCAACAGUCAUGUAAAGAUUGCCUGUGAUUUUGGUCAAAGUAUGGUGUAUAGUGUAAGGAGUGUUGUGUCAUAUCCUGUGGGCUGAAUGCAAAAUAUGACUGCAAGGACACAUUUUUAUCUCUCAGCUUAAAUGAUGUGUCUGAUUGGAUGGUGUGUGGGAUUACUGCAAGCUGUGUGGCUGAAUGAUGUGAGUGAUUACUGCAAGGUGUGUGUGCUUGAAUGUGUUAAUUUCUGUAUGGUUGCACUUAUUUUGGCCAUCUGGUGAAAAAUUUUAAAGUGUACAAAGAAAUGUUUAAUUUUGAUGCUAUUCAUUCUUCUGAGAUCUAUAUCUGAAGUUUUGGGGGGAUUUGAUUAUUUAAAUAUAAAAUGCAUGUGGAGAACAUUCAAAUUUUAACAUAUUUUAUUUGUAUAUACCUAUGUAAGUAUUGUACUUUUCCCUUCUGAUUUUGAUAACUGGUUUUAAUAGAAAAUUAUUUCAUCUCUGAAAGGCCAGGCUCGAAGGGGUUAUUAUCAUUAUAAUUUCCUGUAUCAUCCUUUAAACAAUAGUUAUAUUUGGUCAUUUGUUUCCUGUACAAAUAUACUAUACAAAAUUUGUAAAAAAAGAAAUAACUUUUUUUUUUCUAGUCCUCAUCAUUUUUAGAAACCUGAUACAUUUUUAAUAAAUUUGCUUGUGACAUUGUUUAUAAAUUUAUCAAUGGAUAAAUAUUUCCUAAAUGAUUAUGUAUCUUAUAUUGUUGCAUGUUUACUUUUAAAGUGCACUGUUGGUUUUUCCCUAAGCAAACAUUUUUAAUGUUUUCCCUGAAAUUUUCUUAACUGUAGAUUAGUUUGUUUUCAACUACGUUAGAAUAUAAAUGAUAAUUUAGAGUUAUUUGAAGGUAAAAUGAAAGGCUUCUAAUUAUUGAUGAUCAAUUUGCCUUUAAUGGUCAUAUGAAAAUAUGUUGCCUGAGAAGGAAAAAAAUAAGUCUUUAAAUGACUGAAAGUGAAAUAAAAUAUUUUUCCACAUGUACAAAGUACAAUUUUGUUUCUCAUGCUAUUCCAUACUUUUUUUAAAUGGACACAAAAUAAGUGUUUGCCUGUAAUAACAUUUGUCAUAAAUCAAUCAUAAAAACAAUUUUAAGGACAAUGAAUUGUGGUUAUCAACUAAUGUGUGGUGAUUAAUUUUUCUUGCUGUUAGUGUUGUAUUUGAAAGCUUAUGUUGAUACAAAAAUAAACCUUUUGACAGAGCAUUUUGUGCAAUGAUAAUUAAAUUGUUGCAUAAAUAAUUCAAAGUAUUACAUAUGUUAAUUAUUCGUUUGAAUGAUUUUGUCAGUGAGAAUUUCAGAUAAUUUUAUUUAUAUAUAGUGCUUGGACUGAUGUACUUAACAAUUUCCUGAAGAAAAAGAAAUUUAAUUGAUGUAUACUUGUUAUAAAUAUCCUUUAUGGAUCACCUUAAAGCAUUUUUGAGACAGAAAAUAACUAUUUCAAUGAAAUACACUUAGAACAAUUACUGUGUGAUAAACAAUUAAGUGAUUUCUCUGACUGGAAAAAAAAAUCUGUAUCAAUUUGUCAAUAAAAUUAUGAACAUUAA
Molecule: messenger RNA, 8579 nt
Organism: Lymnaea stagnalis (great pond snail)
Lineage: Eukaryota; Metazoa; Mollusca; Gastropoda; Lymnaeidae
Source: the annotation of a GenBank genome assembly